Tarenaya hassleriana is the source of this 1330-nucleotide messenger RNA. Its product is annotated as BES1/BZR1 homolog protein 2-like. Gene Ontology annotation, biological process: brassinosteroid mediated signaling pathway; DNA-templated transcription. The record is from RefSeq and is a predicted model, not a curated record. Gene Ontology annotation, molecular function: DNA-binding transcription factor activity. NCBI's taxonomy places the organism in Eukaryota, Viridiplantae, Streptophyta, Magnoliopsida, Brassicales, Cleomaceae. The coding region runs from base 97 to 1017 and encodes 306 amino acids. The transcript has 2 exons.
UAUAUAUAUAUAUAUAUGUGUGUGUGUGUAUGUAAACCUCUCCUCGUGUGACAGACUGACAGAGACGAGAGAGAGAGAGAGAGAUCGCCGGGAGAUAUGGCGGCGGUAGGAUCAUCGACGGGGAGGACACCGACGUGGAAGGAGAGGGAUAACAACAAGAGGAGGGAGAGGAGGAGAAGAGCCAUCACGGCCAAGAUUUACGCCGGGCUCAGGGCUCAGGGAAACUUCAAGCUCCCCAAACACUGUGACAACAACGAGGUCCUCAAAGCUCUCUGCGCCGAGGCCGGUUGGAUCGUCGAAGACGACGGCACCACUUAUCGCAAGGGUUGUACGCUGCAGCCGGCUGAAAUUUCGGGGACUCCGACUGGAUUCAGUACGAACUCCUCUGUUCAACCAAGUCCACAUUCCUCUGCUUUCCCGAGCCCUGCGCCUUCUUACCAUGCCAGUCCCGUCUCCUCCUCUUUCCCGAGCCCGACUCGUUACGUCUCGAACCCUUCCACGUACCUUCUCCCGUUCCUUCACAGUAUCGCCUCUUCGAUUCCCGCAAAUCUUCCCCCUCUUAGAAUUUCCAACAGCGCCCCAGUUACACCGCCUCUGUCUUCCCCGACUUCCAAGCCUAAACUCAUUUCGGAGCAUUUACCAAACGAUGGAUCUUUACACGCGCUGAGGCAUCCAUUUUUCGCGGUCUCCGCUCCUUCUAGCCCUUCUCACCGUGGCUAUCAGACUCCACCUACAAUACCCGAGUGUGACGAAUCCGAUGAUUCGAUCGAGGAUUCAGGCCAGUGUUGGAUUAGUUUUCAGCCCGCGGCUCCUCCUUCUCCUACAUUCAAUCUUGUGAAGGAGAACUCUGUGGCCGAUUCUGCGAAGGGGGGAAGUCGGGGGAUGGCAGGAAUCGGUGGAGGCUCGGAGUUCGAGUUCGAGAAUGGGAAGGUGAUGCCGUGGGAAGGCGAAAAGAUUCACGAGGUUGUGGUAGAAGAUCUCGAGCUCACUCUAGGAAGUGGGAAAAGCCGAUGCUAAAAGAACAGUAACCACCAAGAAUCCGACAUCGAACAUAAAGUUUUUGGCGACUCCAUCUUCCUCUACCCUGCACUGUACAGUAUUAUCUGAAUUGGGUCAGAGGUGUACGACAUGCAAACACUGCGUUCAUUGUCUUAAUUUCAUCAUAGGAUUAGAUUUGGAACUCCAUUCAAAUGCCUUUGGAUGAUUUGGUUAUUGCAGAAGCCUUGUUUAAAAUAUAAUCUGUUUUCUAAUAAUUUUGUUUUUUGGCAUUGUGUGUUGAGAUCGACUAUAAACGAAAUUAUCAUGUGUGGCUGUUUUGGUUUCCUCUUAA